Messenger RNA from Angiostrongylus costaricensis, 6264 nucleotides. The record is from the annotation of a GenBank genome assembly. Lineage: Eukaryota; Metazoa; Nematoda; Chromadorea; Rhabditida; Metastrongylidae.
AUGGCUGAUGAACUAGCACGCGUACAACAAUAUGAAUACCGUCAGAAUUCUAACUUGGUAUUACAAGUCGAUUAUAACCUCACUGAUCGUCGUGGUCGUGAGGAACCGACUGGUGAGGUGCUCCCACUUUCUGAUCGCGUCCUUAAAGGUAUGAAAAUGGGCGACAAGUAUAUGCGUACGAAAGCACCUAUCCAAGAGCAGAAGAAGAAACGAAGGAAGAAGACUGAAGAGGAGGAUUUCCGACUUAUGUCAAAAUCUGUAUUGGGAGACAACACGGAGCUUAUGGGAAGCUAUAAACCACGUACGCAAGAAACGAAACAGACAUAUGAAGUCAUCUUGGCAUUUAUACAAGAAGCUAUUGGCGAUCAGCCUCGCGAUAUCUUGUGCGGUGCAGCCGAUGAGGUUUUGGCUGUCUUGAAAUCGGAUAAAAUCCGCGAGAAGGAGAAGAAGAAGGAGGUUGAGUUGUUGCUUGGCUCGUUGACUGAUGAAAGAACAGCGGUCCUUAUCAAUUUGGCUCGAAAAAUAACGGAUUUUUCAAUGGAAGAAGAGCACAAAAUGGAAACUGACGAGCUUGAUGAGAAUGAGGGUGUUAAUGUCCAUUUCGAUGAGUCAGACGAGGAACAAGACGCUGUAAUUGACGAAAUCAAGAGUAACGACGACGAAGGUGGAGAAGAAGCUGAGCACAACGAAACUUUGCGGGGAGGUGGUUUUGAUGAGGAGAAAGAAGGUGCCAAAAAGGAUACCCUUCAUCCACGUGAUAUUGAUGCCCAUUGGAUUCAACGUUCUCUUGCGAAGUUCUUCAAUGAUCCAAUUGUUGCACAGCAAAAAGUGACAGAAGUGCUUAGCAUUUUGAAGGAUUCGGCGGACGACCGUGAAUGUGAGAACAAGCUCGUACUUCUUCUCGGUUUUGAUCACUUUGAUUUCAUUCGUACUCUUCGUCAACACAGACAUAUGGUGUUAUACUGCACUCUGUUGAAACAGGCGCAAGAUGAGGAGAGAGUCAAGAUUGAGGAAGAGAUGAAGAUGCGACCAGAAUUGCAUCAUGUUUUAGCCCAACUUCUAGAAACAGAUGAAGCCGACAUUGUUGAGACCGAACGAGCCAAGCGGGAAAAGACAGCUCAAAGACGUGCAGCAGCAGCAGCUGGUGAAGAAGCUGUCGCUGCGGGUCAAUGGCUGGCCGGUAGGAAGGUUCUUGAUUUGGAAGACUUGGCAUUUGCACAGGGAAGCCAUUUGAUGAGUAACAAGAGAUGUGAGCUACCUGAUGGAUCAUAUAGAAAACAGAAAAAGAGUUAUGAAGAAAUUCAUGUACCGGCUCUGAAACCAAAGCCAUUUGCAGAAGGGGAGAAAUUAAUCGAUAUAAGCGAGCUUCCAAAGUGGGCGCAGCCAGCCUUCGAGGGUUUCAGAUCUCUGAAUCGCAUUCAAUCUCGUCUUUACGAGAGUGCACUAAACAGUGACGAACAUCUCUUACUAUGCGCUCCAACUGGAGCAGGUAAAACAAAUGUUGCUUUACUGGCUAUUCUACACGAAAUCGGUAAACAUAUGAACGAAGACGGGUCCGUUAAAGUGGACGAGUUCAAAUGCAUAUAUAUCGCUCCGAUGAAGUCUCUUGUGCAAGAAAUGGUUGGGAAUUUCACCAAGAGGCUGGCACCGUUUGGGAUUAAGGUCGGGGAAAUGACUGGUGAUGCGCAGAUGAGUAAAGAACAGUUUAUGGCUACUCAAAUAAUUGUUUGCACACCAGAGAAGUACGAUAUAGUUUCAAGGAAAGGUGGUGAACGCGCAUACAGUCAACUUGUUCGGCUUGUUGUUAUUGAUGAAAUUCAUUUACUUCAUGACGAUCGUGGUCCAGUUUUAGAAGCAAUUGUUGUUAGAACAUUGCGACAAGUUGAACAAACCCAUGAUGACUGUCGCCUUGUGGGGUUAUCCGCAACUCUGCCUAACUACCAGGACGUGGGAACAUUUCUUCGCGUAAAACCGGAGCAUUUGUAUUACUUCGACAAUAGUUAUCGUCCGGUGCCACUAGAGCAACAGUACAUUGCGAUCCGUGACUCCUGUCUUGAAAAAGAUACUUUGAGUGCAUUCAUGCGCGAAGGAAGUGCAAGCACUGAAAUUCUUCGGACAGAAGCUGAACAAGUGAAGAACCACGAUUUAAAGGAUCUUUUGCCAUACGGCUUCGCUAUACAUCACGCUGGAAUGAACAGACUUGAUCGUACCUUGGUUGAGGACUUGUUCGCUGACAAGCAUAUCCAGGUGUUAUUUUCAACGGCUACUCUCGCUUGGGGUGUCAAUUUGCCUGCCCACACUGUCAUAAUCAAAGGAACACAGAUUUACAAUCCGGAGAAAGGGCGGUGGACCGAACUCGGUGCACUUGAUGUCAUGCAGAUGCUUGGUCGUGCUGGUCGUCCUCAAUAUGACUCGAAGGGCAAAGGAAUAUUAAUUACAAAUCAUUCUGAAUUACAGUUCUACCUUUCACUUAUGAAUCAGCAGUUACCUGUUGAAAGCCAGAUGAUUGGUCGCUUACCUGAUAUGCUGAAUGCAGAAGUCGUCCUUGGUACGAUCAGCAGCGUAAGCGAUGCAAUGUCCUGGUUAGGUUACACCUACCUGUACAUCCGCAUGUUGAAAUCUCCUACUCUUUACGGAAUUCCUGCUGAUCAGGCGAAAGCAGACCCUAUACUUGAGCAACGUCGUGCAGACCUUAUUCAUACCGCGUGCUUGCAGCUGGACAAAGGCAAUCUUGUAAAAUACGACAAGAAAAGCGGGUUAAUCCAGGCAACUGAGUUGGGUCGAAUCGCAUCUCAUUACUACUGUAGCUUCGAGUCGAUGCAAACUUACAACCAGUUGUUGAAACCAACGGCAACAGAAAUCGACUUAUUCCGCAUUUUCUCCCUCUCGAGUGAAUUUAAAAAUAUUGCGGUUCGAGAGGAAGAGAAAUUGGAGCUUCAAAAACUUGCUGAGCAUGUACCGAUUCCCAUAAAAGAAAGCCUGGAUGAGAGCAGCGCUAAAACCAACGUUUUGCUUCAGGCUUAUAUCUCUCAGUUGAAACUGGAUGGAUUUGCUCUUCAAUCUGAUAUGAUAUUUAUUGCACAGUCAGCAGGUCGUCUUUUCCGUGCUCUUUAUGAGAUCGUCCUUUGGCGAGGAUGGGCUGCUUUAGCUUUGAAAGUUCUGAGUUUGUGUAAGAUGGUGACAGCACGUCAGUGGCAGUCUCUUAAUCCUCUUCAUCAGUUUAAAAAGAUCCCAACUGAGAUCGUCCGGAGUAUCGACAAGAGAAAUUACUCCUUCGAACGUCUCUAUGAUCUUGAUCAACAUCAACUCGGAGAGUUAAUUCGAAUGCCAAAAAUGGGAAAGCCGUUAUACAAAUUUAUCAGACAGAUUCCUAAAUUGGAAAUGACUACGUUGAUCCAACCAAUCACCAGAACCACCCUUCGCAUUGAGUUGACAAUAACUCCAGAUUUUCAGUGGGAUGAAAAAGUACACGGAAGUGCGGAAGGUUUCUGGAUUUUCGUGGAGGACGUCGAUGGCGAACUAAUACUUCAUCACGAAUAUUUCCUUCUGAAGCAAGUUCCAAUUGUUGCAUUCGAAUUUGAGAAUUGUAGGAAGUUUUGUACUGAAGAACAUCUUGUGAAGAUGUUCGUUCCCGUAUUUGACCCUCUACCGCCAUUAUACUUCGUGCGAAUUGUAUCGGAUAAAUGGCUGGGUUCGGAGACGGUUCUUCCUAUAUCUUUUCGGCAUCUUGUACUUCCCGAAAAAUAUCCUCCUCCGACCGAGUUACUGGAUUUGCAACCUCUGCCAAUAUCAACUCUAAACAACAAGAAUUUCGAAGCUGUAUUCCAAGCCAAGGAAAUAAAGAUAUUCAAUCCAAUACAAACACAAGUAUUCCGAACGGUAUAUGAGAGUAAUGACAACGUCUUGAUAGCAGCUCCAAAUGGUUCUGGAAAGACGGCAUGUGCUGAAUUGGCAAUCCUUCGGCAUUUUGACAAUCAUCCCGAUGGAAAAUGUGUGUACGUUACACCCAUGGAGGAUAUGGCUUUAAAGGUGUACAAUGACUGGCAGGACCGAAUUGGUAUUCCGCUGGACAGACCUGUGGUACUCUUAACUGGUGAGCCAUCGACUGACCUUAAGCUGUUACAACGUGGCAAAUUAAUAAUUGCUACUCCUGAACGGUGGGACAACGUUUCUCGUCGAUGGAAGCAGCGAAAAAAUGUUCAAGCUGUGAAACUUUUUGUUGUAGAUGACUUGCACAUGAUCGGAAGCGCAGUUGGACCGGUUUUGGAAGUGAUCUGCUCACGAAUGCGGUACAUGUCUGCUCAACUCGAUACAACGGUUCGUAUUGUGGGUUUGGCCUCUUCGCUAACCAAUGCCCGUGACGUUGGUGCAUGGCUUGGCUGUUCAGCAGCAGCGACGUUUAACUUCCUUCCAAAUACUCGACCUGUUCCACUGGAACUCUAUAUACAGGGUUUCAAUUUGUCACACACGGCUUCACGAUUAGCUGCAAUGGUACGUCCUGUGUACCAGUCAAUCAGUCGUCAUGCUGGAAAACUAAAUCCAAAACCAGCAUUGGUAUUUGUGCCUGGCCGUCGUCAGUCCCGUUCUACUGCGAUUGACUUGCUAACAAUGGCACAUGCAGAUGGAUCUCCUCAAAGAUUUCUUCAUAUUAGCGAGAAGGAUGAAACAUUUGUGAAACUCCUAGACUCUCUGCAGGACCAAACUUUACGGGAAACUCUACUAUGCGGAGUUGGUUUUCUGCAUGAAGGAACUCAUGCAAAGGAUUUCCAAAUUGUUGAGAAGCUUUUCAGCAGUGGUGCUAUUCAAGUAUGUAUCGUUCCUCGUACAAUGUGCUACCAAAUCGACAUGUCGGCAUAUCUUGUCGUUAUUAUGGACACGCAAUUUUACAAUGGAAAAUAUCACGUUUAUGAGGAUUAUCCCAUUGGAGACGUGUUGCACAUAGUUGGACUUGCGAAUAGACCUGGUAGAGAUCCAGAUGCGAAAUGCGUAUUGAUGUGUCAAUCGUCGAAGAAGGACUUCUUUAAGAAAUUUCUUUAUGAACCACUGCCUGUGGAAUCCCAUCUUGAUCAUUGUCUUCAUGAUCAUUUCAAUGCUGAAAUUGUUACCAAGACAAUUGAGAAUAAACAAGACGCAAUUGACUAUUUGACUUGGACGUUCCUAUACCGUCGUAUGACACAGAAUCCGAACUACUACAACCUGCAGGAAAUCUCGCAUCGCCAUUUGUCUGAUGCACUUUCUGAGCUUGUGGAAAUGACACUCAAAGAUCUAGAGAACAGCAAGUGUAUUGCUAUAAAAGAUGAUAUGGAUACGAUGCCGUUAAAUUUGGGAAUGAUUGCAGCAUACUACUAUAUUUCCUAUACUACAAUCGAACUCUUCUCAAUGUCAUUACAAGCAAAAACUAAACUUCGAGCUUUGAUCGAGAUCAUAGCAAACGCAAGUGAGUUUUCUUCGAUACCUAUGCGACAUCGUGAGGAAAUGGUUCUGAAGCAACUGGCGGCACGACUACCAGGGCAGCUAAAGAAUCAAAAGUUCUCCGAUCCACAUGUGAAGGUGAAUCUGUUGAUCCACGCUCAUCUUUCUCGCAUUCAAUUGUCUGCGGAACUCAGUAAGGACACAGAUGUAAUAGUUAAUGGUUGGCUGUCGCCUGCAAUUCAUGCUAUGGAAUUAUCGCAGAUGUUGACUCAAGCAAUGUAUAGUAAUGAAUCAUAUCUGAAACAGCUCCCUCAUUGUAAUUCUGCUCUUCUGGAAAGAGCGAAGCAAAAGAAAGUGGAGUCUGUUUUCGAACUGCUUGAAUUGGAUGAUGACGAACGUCGUGAUAUUCUGCGCAUGGAAGACGUCCAUUUGGCUGAUGUUGCCAAAUUCUGUAACAAUUAUCCAUCGAUAGAAGUCGAACAUGAGUUGGAGUCCGACACGGUCACAGUUGGCGACACAUUACUUGUAAACGUAACAAUGGAGCGAGAAAACCAUGUCAAUGGCCUGGCACCACCAGUCGUUGCGCCGCUGUUUCCUCAGAAACGAAAAGAAGAAGGAUGGUGGCUUGUUGUCGGUGAUCCUUCUUCGAACGCUCUCUACUCGAUCAAGAGACUAACAAUAAACGAGAAGGCGAAGAUGCAGUUGGAUUUCCUUGCACAAUCAGCGGGUCGAUUUGAGUAUAAGUUAUACUUCAUCUGCGAUUCAUACCUAGGCGCUGACCAGGAGUUUGAUUUCUCAGUCAAGGUGGAAGAUCACAGUCGUAGUCGAAAACGACGAAGAGACGACGACUAG